Saxophila tyrrhenica is the source of this 1812-nucleotide messenger RNA. RefSeq names its product general transcription repressor (gene TUP1). The record is from RefSeq and is a predicted model, not a curated record. The transcript has 6 exons. Gene Ontology annotation, cellular component: nucleus. Bases 1 to 1812 code for a protein of 603 amino acids. Lineage: Eukaryota; Fungi; Ascomycota; Dothideomycetes; Mycosphaerellales; Extremaceae. Gene Ontology annotation, molecular function: protein binding.
AUGUAUCGCGGCAUGCCGCCAGGAGGGCCGGGGCAGCCGGCGCCCGAGACCAGACUGGCCGAGCUGCUGGAGCAAGUGAGGAGGGAGUUUGAACAGCAGGCUGCUUUGAGGAGCGAGACCGAUCACCAGAUGAACGAGCAGUAUCGGGAGGUCGAACUCAUUAACGGCAAGAUCUACCAGCUUCAGCAAACACACGUGACGAUGAAGAAGCAGUACGAAGAAGAGCUGGCCCGCCUUCGUCACGAGCUCGAGCAACGCGGAGGUGCACCACCUGGCGCGCACGCCGGUCCGUCGCAGCCUCCACCACCGGCCAUCGGCCAUGGCCCAGCCAACCUCUUUCAAGGCAUCAUGACUGGCGCUGGCGGUCAAGGCGGACCUGGUCUCGCUCCGCCACCCCAGGAUCAGCAGGGCGCGCCCGGCAUGCCCGGACACAUGCAAGGUCAAGCACCGCCAGGUCUCAAUGUGCCGCCAGGCCCUCCUCAUAACCCUUUCGGAUACAACCAGCCGCAAGGACCAGGCAUCAAUGGCUACGGUCCGCAGGUGCCUCAAUCCACCGCCUCUCCAGGCCCAGGUAACGCUCUCCUUGGCGGUGGUCGCCUCGGCGGACCCGCCACCACUCCUCAACAAAUUCAAGCCAACCCUUAUGCAGGCUCGCCCGCGAUGGGUCGCCCGACUCCUCCACCAGGCCAAGCCGCGCGGUUUGCGCCCGACUUCCAGUACUCUCAAGCCGAGAUUGAACGCAUCGGCAAUACCCUGUCCGACUACGAUCUCGAUAAACUUCCUCCACAUCUCAAGCGGCAAGGCGAGGACUGGCAUGCUGUCUUCAAUCCCAACCACCGUGUGCCACGCCGUCUCGAUGUCGAGCUCGUGCACAACCUUGCGCAUCAGAGCGUCGUGUGCUGUGUUCGCUUCAGCCAUGACGGACGUCAUGUCGCGACUGGUUGCAAUCGUAGCGCGCAGAUCUUCGAUGUUGUGACUGGCCAGGAGAUCUGCCACCUGCGAGAUACCAACACGAACCAGGACGGUGACUUGUACAUCAGGAGCGUGUGCUUCAGUCCGGACGGCAAGUACCUGGCGACAGGUGCCGAGGACAAGAUCAUCAGAGUCUGGGACAUCCAGCAGCGGAUCAUCCGCUACCAAUUCACUGGCCACGAGCAGGACAUCUACUCUCUUGACUUCGCCCCGGAUGGCCGUCGCAUCGCCUCUGGCUCUGGCGACCGCACUAUCCGCAUCUGGGAUCUCCAGGAGAACAAGUGCGUUGUCGAACUUCACAUCGAUGACGGCGUUACCACCGUCGCCAUGUCUCCAGACAAUCGCUUCGUCGCUGCCGGUUCCCUGGACAAGAAUGUCCGCAUUUGGGACGUGCAGACGGGUACUCCUGUCGAACGCACAGAAGGCGAGCAGGGCCACAAGGAUAGCGUCUACUCCGUCGCAUUCAGUCCGAGGGGAACUCACCUCGUGUCUGGUAGCUUGGACAAGACUAUCAGGAUGUGGAAGUUGAACAGCCACUUUGAUGGGCGUGCGAGGUCUGGCGAGUGCGUCAGGAUCUUCGAGGGACACAAGGACUUCGUCCUGAGUGUGGCGCUCACGCCGGACGGCAACUGGGUCAUGAGCGGUAGCAAGGAUCGUGGCGUGCAGUUCUGGGAUCCGGAGACUGGGCAUGCGCAGUUGAUGUUGCAGGGACACAAGAACUCUGUGAUCUCCGUCGCACCCUCUCCAAUCCGCGACGGCAACGGUGGGCUCUUCGCCACCGGCUCAGGCGACCUCAAGGCGCGGAUAUGGCGGUACACCGAGUACAGGCAAGGCCCGUAG